Coregonus sp. 'balchen' is the source of this 4492-nucleotide messenger RNA. The record is from the annotation of a GenBank genome assembly. NCBI's taxonomy places the organism in Eukaryota, Metazoa, Chordata, Actinopteri, Salmoniformes, Salmonidae.
CCGAAAGGACCGAUAAAUAAGCCACACGUCAAUUUAAUUUACAUCAAGAUGGCGACCGAGGGCGAAUAUGAGUCGAUCCUUUGCGUUAAACCCGACGUCAACGUUUAUCGCAUACCACCGAGGGCUACAAAUCGUGGAUACAGGUAAAUGCAAAGGGUUGGCCAUAUUUGGGGUGUUGGACAAAAACCGCGGUGCUGGUGGUUCUAUCUGGGUGCAUUGUGUGUGUGUGCCUAUCUAUCUGGAUGUUUACAGCUGUCGAUGUGUGUCUAAUUUGUUUUGCGUAGGCCUACGACUCACUAAUUAUUCUGCCCCAUUGGCAAUAUUGAUGUUACUCUCGCAAAGCUGGCACUAUCAGUGCGGAUGAAUUGACAGUGAAUGGCAUGAUAUGUGUAUUUGCGUGUGCUGUUUAUCAGCAUAGUUUAACCAGAGAAUGUAUUGGCAGAAUGCAUUGACAGCAAAUGUUAUAUGAAUGUAUAUUAGGUGAUAAAUAGCCCUAUAUACUUGGGCCUAUAAUACAAGGUUCCCGAUCAUUCUACAACAGUCCUAUUGUGAUAGUAAAAUUGAUUACAGAAUUGCUCAAAUAAUGAAACCAUUGUCUAUUAAAGGCAUCUGAAACCAACAGUGCUAGCUGCCAGGGAAAAAUAAAAGUAGUUUCAUCAGACUACUGUUUUCAGUCUGACCUAUUGGCCUAUAUGUGUGUGGACCAGUUAACUGUAGGCUAAAUGGUUUUAAUUGACAUUCUCUAAAACCAUAAAUUAUCUUAUGCUAUUAAUUGGGGUUUGUGAUCUUAAUAAUAGUCUUGCUUCAGCCUUCAGGCAUUAUAAGAACAAGAUAAUUGGGUCAAUUCAGAAUUCUUUCCAUAUUGUACCGUACUAUUUGUUACAAAAGCUGGUCAGAGAACAGUUUGAAUAGGCACUGUUUACUGACCUUCUGACGUACUCCCUGUUUUGCCCUGUUAUUGGUUACCUCUGACCUGGGUCUUUCCUGUAGGGCAGCAGACUGGAAGCUGGAUGUGCCCGAUUGGUCAGGGCGCAUGCGGAUCACGGCCAAGGGGAAAGUGGCCUACAUCAAACUGGAAGACAAAGUCUCAGGUGAGAGAGUCAUGAAAUUGUGUGUGUGUGUGUUGCACAGGUGCCCCUUUGUCCCAACAUUGCUUGUCAGGGACCCUUUCAAUGUAGCCAGUAAAAUGAACUUCAUACAGCAUAUCUGUGUGGUUUAUAAUUACGAUUGUGUUUUUCUCAUCCCAUCCUGCAGGGGAGCUGUUCGCCCAGGCCCCUGUCACAGAGUAUCCCGGCAUCGCAGUUGAAACCGUAAGCGACUCCAGUCGCUACUUUGUCCUGCGAAUACAGGAUGACAAUGGUGUGUAUUUGAGUGAAAGCCCCUCACUGUGCAUUCAUAGCUAUGUCAGCCUUUUACACAAGUCAUAUAGUGUUAUGUCAGCCUCCUUUAGCAGGCUAUGUCAACAUCCUCUCUCGGAUCACAGUGCAUUCAUAGAGUUUGUCAGCUCUCCUCAAAUGUCAAUUCACUCUUCACUUAUGUCAGCUCAAUGUCAAUGAACUCAUACAGCUAUGUCAACCUACUCUCUCAGGCCGCAGUGCGUUUAUUGGUGUUGGAUUCGGGGACAGAGGGGACUCUUUUGACUUCAACGUGUCUUUGCAGGACCACUUUAAGUAAGUAAUGGAAGGGGUCACUCCAGGGACAGUGUGACUGUCAAGGCACUCAAACACUGGUGCUUCAUCAUCUCCCACUAAUAACAAACACACCUACUGUGGUCUGUUUGCAGCAUAAGUUGCCAGCCAAAACAACGUGUCAUUGAGUUUGCUUGUUCCAGAUGCUGCAGUUUUCAAAACAGCUGAUGUAACAUUACUUUUUCCAGUGUCAGUGCAUAUUAAGUCGAUAUUGUGUGUGUGUUACAGGUGGGUGAAACAAGAGAAUGAGAUCAGCAAAAACCCUCAGGGGGCUGCUUUGGGACCAAAGCUGGACUUGGGAUUUAAAGACGGACAAACCAUCACCCUUAAUAUUGGGGUAAAGACCUGGCACAAUUGAACUAGAUCAUUCUUAUAGAAAUUGUAUAACUAGCCCUUGCUCCUGGGGUCUGUUUGGGAUUGGCCAUUUGACUUUUACUCAACACCCAAUUUCAAUCUUUAUUUUUUUCUCUCUCUUCCUUUCUCUCUUCAAGCAAGGCAAAAAGAGGGAUAAGCCACGCCCACAGGGGUCAGGUGGGCUCGGUCUCCUACCGCCACCACGGAAAGGAAAGAUAGCUCCUCCUCCUUCCUCUGCUUUCUCCAAUCAAAACACAGUGCCUCAAACAGGAGGCUCAGAUAACGGUACAGCAGUUAAAACAAAAAGCCUUGAUAAACUUCUCUAUAGUUAAAUAAAGCUGUGAUUGGUAAACUACAUGGCCAAAAGUAUGUGGACACUCCUUCAAAAUAGUGGAUUCGGCUAUUUAAGCCACACCCGUUGCUGACAUGUGUAUAAAAUCGAGCACACAGCCAUGAAAUCUCCAUAGACAAACAUUGGCAGUAGAAUGGCCCGUACUGAAGAGCUCAGUCACUUUCAAUGUGGCACUCUCAAAGGAUGCCACCUUACCAACAAGGCAGUUUGUCAAAUUUCUGACCUGCUAUAGCUGCCCCGGUCAACUGUAAGUGCUGUUAUUGUGAAGCGGAAACAUCGAGGAGCAACAACGGCUCAGCCGCGAAGUGGUAGGCCCACACAAGCUCACAGAACGGGACCGCCGAGUGCUGAAGGGUAUAGCGCAUAAAAAUCAUCUGUCCUCGGUUGCAACACUCACUACCGAGUUCCAAACUGCCUCUGGAAGCAAUGUCAGCACAAAAACUGUUCGUCAGGUGCUUCAUGAAAUGGGUUUCCAUGGCCGAGCAGCCGCACACAAGACUACGAUCACCAUGCGCAAUGCCAAGUGUCUGCUGGAGUGGUGUAAAGCUUGCCGCCAUUGGACUCUGGAGCAGUGGAAACGCGUUCUCUGGAGUGAUGAAUCACGCUUCACCAUCUGGCAGUCCGACGGACUAAUCUGGGUUUGGCGGAUGCCAGGAGAACGCUACCUGCCCCAAUGCAUAGUGACAACUGUAAAGUUUGGUGGAGGAUGAAUGGUCUGGGGCUGUUUUACAUGGUUCGGGCUAGGCCCCUUAGUUCCAGUGACGCAAAAUCUUAACGCUACAAUAUACAGUGACAUUCUAGACGAUUCUGUGCUUCCAACUUUGUGGCAAAUGUUUUUGGGGAAGGCCCUUUCCUGUUUCAGCAUGACAAUGCCCCCGUGCACAAAGCGAGAUCCAUACAGAAAUGGUUUGUCGAGAUCGGUGUGGAAGAACUUGACUGGCCUGCAUAGAGCCCUGACCUCAACUCCAUUGAACACCUUUGGGAUGAAUUGGAACGCCAACUGCGAGCCAGGCCUAAUCGCCCAACAUCAGUGCCCGACCUCAUUAAUGCUCUUGUUGCUGAAUGGGAGCAAGUCCCCACAGCAAUGUUCCAACAUCUAGUGGAAAGCCAUCCCAGAAGAGUGGAGGCUGUUAUAGCAGCAAAGGGGAGACCAACUCCAUAUUAAUGCCCAUGAUUUUGAAAUAAGAUGUUCGACGAGCAUGUAGUGGCCAUGUAGUGUAGCUUUGAUUGUUCAUACUCUCUCUCUCUGUCGUCUCUCUCUCUCUCAAUUCAAUUCAAUUCAAAGGGGCUUUAUUGGAAUGGGAAACAUAUGUUAACAUUGUUUAUUUCACUUGCUUUGGCAAUCACAAAUUAACAGUUAACAUAAACACAGAAACGUUUCAGAAGUUUCUCUCUCUCUCUAGGCUGUUUGCUAGAUCUGGACAAUAGUAACUCCAACACUGUGGUCCAAUCAUCCAACCCCAACAGUGAUCUUUGGGGAGACUUCUCCUCUCCUGCAAGGUAACUUGUUAGAACUGUCUGUGACGGAGCUUAUUUUAGCUCUUUUUCUUGUUAUGCUAUGACAUACUGAUUAUAUAUGCUUAAUAUACUGUAACACCAGUAUUGCUAUGAGUCAAUCAGCCUGUAAAAUAGUAUUUUUAUCUUCAGUUCGCUCCCUCCAACAUCUCGACAAGAGCACACGCCGAAUUGGGGCCAGUUUUGAGUCCACGUCAUCGCCUUUUUCAUUUGUCUCCAUCACUGAACGCACCGCCUCCCUCCGUCGCUACAACACAAUCAAAGCAAACUUUCCAAGAGACAAAGAACACCAUGUACUUCUAGAAAGUCUUUAUCAAAUCUAUGAAUGGAUGUACACUAUAGUCUCCUCCCAAAGUAAAAAAAUAAUAAUCAAAAAGUAAUAUUAGGGGUAAUAAUGCAAAUAUUCAAUAUUUGGUCAUAUGAGGAUUAUGGUAGGAGGUCUUCAAUAUCUCCUAAGGGCUAUGAUGAUAGGAUCUUCAAUUUCCUGUUCUCACCAGAGUAGCAGCAAUUUUACAGUACUGCUUUUUACCCGGCAACAGCGCCCUCUUGUUUUAUUUUAAGGUAGAUCAGCUUUAAUAUUGCA